UCCCUCUCCCUCUCCAUCUCCAUGGACGAUGGUAUAUAUAAGCAGCCAUGGCGUCCAUCGCUGCUGUGCUGCCUCUGCCAACCUACCUAGCCCUCCCCGAUUCUCCUCUCUCGAUCCCCAGCGGAGCCAUGAGAGCUCCUGGUGGCAGUGGCACCGCCAUGGACUUCAAGAAAAGCUUCCUCAAGAACCUCCUCUCGAGCCUCCAAUCCUGCAGCUCCAGCAAGGCGGCUGCCAUGACCCUGCAGGAGAGGAAGCACGCCGUCAAGUCAUCCGCCGACAUCGCCAUGGCCGCCGCCGCCCGCGGCGGCACCGCCGGAUCGGGAACACGGCGGUGGCCACAUGCCCUCUUGGCGUCGUCGUCGUCUAGCUCAUGCAAGAUGCAAGGGAAGGUGACGAGGUGCAAGAGCAUCGUGAGGAGGUGCUGCCACAAGAGGAGGAGAGGUGGUGGCAGCAGCAGCGGUGGCACAAGCUUCUUUGCAAGGACGGCAUUGGGUGGCGGCAGCGAGGCGGCGAGGAGGCUGGUGAGGAAGAGGACCAUGGUGCUGAGGAGGAUGGUGCCCGGCGGCGAGCUCCUGGACGAGACCUCGCUGCUCCGUGAGGCCAUGGAUUAUGUCGCUCAUCUGCACGCCCAGGUCGACGUGCUGCGCCGCGUCUCGAGAGCAGUGCAGAGAUCCAAUGCAUCUUCAGUGGGGUUUGCACAGUUCAAAGAAGGGACGGUUCAGAUCUCAGGUGAAACGGACCAUCCAUGCUAGUAGAAUGUCAUUCUGAAAAGAGGAGCAAAAAUGUCUUGAAGAUAUCGGAGAAAUAUCCAAGAAGAUGAUCAGAUUUAUGUCCCUGGUCAGUUUGAUCAGCAAAUGCAGAACUGGUGCCUCGCGAAGUACGGAUUUGGUGGAGAACAGAUUAAGAUCUUGUAAUGUCGAGAGAUGAUGUUGUAAAAUCAUUCUCUUCUGAUAUGUUUGACGUGCAGAGCUUUUGCGCGUUCGCAGAAAGUAAUGUUCAAAGAUGAAUGAGAGGAAACUUGUAAGGUGGUGGUACUUGUAGCAGCCACUUUUGUACCUGAAGUAAAGUGAAAUUAAUUUAUUACAGUGCAGAGGUAGAUGGUACUGAAA
Oryza brachyantha (malo sina) is the source of this 1109-nucleotide messenger RNA. Its product is annotated as transcription factor IBH1-like 1. Lineage: Eukaryota; Viridiplantae; Streptophyta; Magnoliopsida; Poales; Poaceae. Gene Ontology annotation, biological process: regulation of DNA-templated transcription. The record is from RefSeq and is a predicted model, not a curated record. The coding region runs from base 48 to 752 and encodes 234 amino acids. Gene Ontology annotation, molecular function: protein dimerization activity. The transcript is spliced from 2 exons.